Messenger RNA from Lineus longissimus, 1555 nucleotides. RefSeq names its product glycine amidinotransferase, mitochondrial-like. The record is from RefSeq and is a predicted model, not a curated record. The transcript has 9 exons. Gene Ontology annotation, cellular component: mitochondrion. Gene Ontology annotation, molecular function: amidinotransferase activity. The coding region runs from base 163 to 1434 and encodes 423 amino acids. NCBI's taxonomy places the organism in Eukaryota, Metazoa, Nemertea, Pilidiophora, Heteronemertea, Lineidae.
GUUGACCAUUAGCCCACUUGCUGCUUGCAGAUGUUGGUUCCGGUUUUUAGAAAACGGGCAAAGUGUAUGAUUUUCCUGAUUGGUGAGACGGGCUGUAUACGAAUUACUUGUGUGCGAACUUUAGGUCAGUGCCCAAGGUAGUUUUUGAAAAUCAAGAACUUAAUGCACACAAUGAAGAGAAUUCUAUGCUGGGGAAGAUGUUGGUUCCAUCCUGGGUUAGUCAAGAAUUCGCCUCGAAGAAGGGCAUCAACCACUUCUUCACAAUGGCAGAAUACCCAGCAAGUGUCAGAAAAUUAUAUGGAUCAUGUGACUAGCCCAGUGGAACAGUUGGAUCCCUUGAUAUCGCCAGUUUGGUCCUGCAAUGAAUGGGACCCGUUGAAGGAGGUGAUUGUUGGACGACCAGAAAAUGCCACUGUGCCAAAAUUUACAAUUGAAGUAAAAGCAAAUACCAAUGAGAAGCAUUGGCCAUUCUACGAACAACAUGGUGGUCGUCCUUUCCCUAGCGAGUUUAUCGAGCGUGCAACCAAGGAGAUUAAUGAAUUUUGUCAUAUUCUGGAACAAGAGGGCGUGAAGGUGCGCCAACCUGAUGUGGUAGAUUUUGGAUCUGAAUACGAGACACCAGAUUUUCAAUCUCGUGGUUUAUACGCUGCAAUGCCUCGAGACAUCCUGUUGGUCAUUGGGGACGAGAUUAUCGAAGCACCAAUGGCGUGGAGAUCGCGCUUCUUUGAAUACCGCGCUUACCGUAGUCUGAUGAAGGAGUAUUUUCUCAACGGCGCAAAAUGGACAACUGCACCGAAGCCAACUAUGUCGGAUCAAUUAUAUGAUCAGAAAUACCCUAUUUCUUCAGUCACUGAGCGCAACAAACUUGCUGCCAGUGACAGAUUUGUGACAACAGAGUUUGAGCCAUGUUUUGACGCUGCUGAUUUUAUCCGCGCUGGCCGUGAUAUCUUUGUCCAGAGGAGUCAGGUGACGAAUAACAUGGGCAUAAACUGGGUAGAGCGCCACCUAUCCCCAAAAGGAAUACGCAUCCAUCGUCUGAAAUUCCAAGAUCCCAAUCCGAUGCAUAUUGACGCGACAUUCAACAUCAUUGGUCCCGGCCUUGUCAUCGUGAAUCCUGAUCGCCGAUGUGUUCAAUGGGACAUGUUUGAAAAGGCGGGAUGGAAGUUGAUUGAAGCACCUAGGCCUGUCAUGGGGGACGACCAUCCCUUGUGGAUGUCGUCAAAAUGGCUGUCAAUGAACAUCCUCAUGCUGGACGAGAAACGUGUCGUCGUUGAUGCAGAGGAGAUACCGACACAGAAGAUGUUCGAGAGUCUUGGAAUCAAGUGUAUCAAGCUAAGCAUCAAACAUGCCAAUUCAUUCGGCGGAGGUUUUCAUUGCUGGACUGCGGAUGUUCGUAGGCAAGGGAUGAUGGAGUCCUACUUUAAUCUGGAGUAGAUUCAGUCCCGACUUUGUGUUCAGAUGUUAAUGAGAUUGCCCAAAUAGUUUGGUGAUAUUCGAAACAGAGUGAUUUAAAUCACAGCCUCCGGUUCAAAUGACCAUUAAAAAAGUCACUGUA